Molecule: messenger RNA, 1706 nt
Organism: Syzygium oleosum
Lineage: Eukaryota; Viridiplantae; Streptophyta; Magnoliopsida; Myrtales; Myrtaceae
Product: 3-dehydroquinate synthase, chloroplastic
Exons: 8
Coding region: 126-1472 (448 amino acids)
Biological process (GO): aromatic amino acid biosynthetic process
Cellular component (GO): cytoplasm
Molecular function (GO): 3-dehydroquinate synthase activity
Source: RefSeq, a predicted model, not a curated record
CUCCUCUGCUUCUCCUUCUUCUUCUUCCCCCACACACACGCACCAAGCAUGCACAUCAAUGUCCCUUCCCCUCACCAAACCCCGCAACCUCUCCCUCUGACGCUGCCCGACCCGAUCCGCAUCCCAUGGCCUCCACCGCGAACGCCUUCCGCCUCUCCGUCUCCCCGAAGCCCGCCGCCGCCUCCUCCCCCGACGCGUUCCUCCGGCCGGAGACGCUGUCCUUCCGCUCUCCCGCGGGCGGCGCUCGGCUGCUGAGGCGGAGCGGCGGCGGCGCGUGCUCCGUGAGCGCGGGCGCGGGCGCCGCGAGAUUCAGGGUCCGGGCGAGCGCGACCCCGGUUAUGGACAAGUCCGCGAGCGAGGCCGGCUCCAAGGCCCCCACCAUCGUCGAGGUCGACCUGGGCAGCCGGAGCUACCCGAUUUACAUCGGGUCCGGACUCCUUGACCGGCCCGAGCUCCUGCAGAGGCAUGUUCAUGGGAAGAGGGUUCUUGUGGUGACUAACGACACCGUGGCGCCAAUUUACUUGGAUAAAGUUGUCAAUGCCUUAACCAAGGGAAACCCGAAUGUUUCCGUCGAUCAUGUGAUCUUACCGGAUGGUGAGAAGUACAAGGACAUUGACACCAUGAUGAAAGUCUUUGAUAAAGCAAUUGAGUCGCGUUUGGACCGCCGAUGCACGUUUGUCGCCCUCGGUGGUGGUGUGAUUGGUGACCUGUGUGGGUAUGCUGCUGCUUCGUUCCUCCGUGGUGUUAACUUCAUUCAGAUUCCCACGACGGUUAUGUCUCAGGUGGAUUCUUCUGUUGGGGGGAAGACAGGCGUAAAUCACCGCCUCGGGAAGAAUUUGAUCGGUGCCUUCUACCAACCACAGUGUGUGCUUAUAGACACUGACACUCUCAACACCUUGCCAGAUAGGGAAUUAGCAUCAGGCCUUGCUGAGGUUAUUAAGUAUGGGCUUAUUAGGGACGCUGAAUUUUUCGAGUGGCAGGAAAAGAAUAUGCAUGCCUUAAUGGCCAGGGAUCCAUCGGCACUAGCAUAUGCUAUAAAGCGUUCCUGUGAAAAUAAGGCUGAGGUUGUGUCCUUAGACGAAAAAGAAAGUGGAUUGAGGGCAACAUUGAACUUGGGACACACGUUUGGCCAUGCUAUUGAGACCAGUUUUGGCUAUGGUCAAUGGCUGCACGGAGAAGCUGUCGCUGCCGGCAUUGUUAUGGCUGUUGAUAUGUCCUACCGGCUCGGUUGGAUUGAUGAAUCGAUUGUGACCCGAGUUGACAAGAUUCUGAAGCAGGCUAAGUUGCCGACUCUCCCUCCUGAAACCCUGACCGUGGAGAAGUUCAAGUCUGUUAUGGCGGUCGACAAGAAGGUAGCAGACGGGCUGCUGAGACUCAUCCUUCUAAAAGGGCCUCUUGGUAACUGCGUCUUCACGGGCGACUACGACAGGAAGGCCCUCGAUGAAACACUCCGCGCAUUCUGCAAGUCUUGAGAUACAGAUGCGGGGAGCUUUCGGCGUCCCCGAGAUACUUUCGAUUCUUUUGUCAGUAGAUGUAUGCGUAGUUUUUAUGUAGUAGUGUGGUAAAGCCAGUGUUGCAAUUGUUCACACCUUCUUCAUUCUGUCGACCUAAGAUUGAAUUGGUGAAAUCUUAUUGAUAGCGAGGGUUUUGUACUUCAGACAGACUGGGAUCGUCAACAGAAAUAAAGAUGUCAAUGUCUCUCCCUC